Gongylonema pulchrum is the source of this 426-nucleotide messenger RNA. The record is from the annotation of a GenBank genome assembly. Lineage: Eukaryota; Metazoa; Nematoda; Chromadorea; Rhabditida; Gongylonematidae.
AAUCCGAUCUUGCACAAAAGAGAAAUUCGAUAAUGCAGUUGAUGGUAGCCUGCAAAUUCCUCCUGCUUUUUUGCAUGGCGUCAAAGAGAUGGAAUAUCAACGUGAAAAAAGCCCUCGCGGUGGAACACUACGGCUUCGACGCCCUGCCACACCGGAGAGAAUUGAUAUGGACAGACGUCGUGAAGAACGAUCUCGUGGCUCACGUGAUCGCGAAGAACGUCAUCGCAACUCACGGCAUGCACGAUCACGCUCUCCACGUGACCGUCGAGAUUACCGUGAUUCGAAACGGCGUGGUGAUGACACGGGACGUUACUGUAUUGAAUUGACAAAUUUACCAUUCCGUGUUACCGAAAUCGAAAUACGAGAGUAUGUUUGUCGAAUUUUUAUAAAAUUUCAUGAUUUUCUCAUGAAUGCAAGUAGAUGAUC